AUGGCCAUUGCUGUGCUGAUAGAUCAUCCUGAUGCGGUACUGUUGCUGGAAGAGCACAAGCUACCCAACGCGAUUCAAAAGGCCGGGUACGACAUCAAGGACAUCAAAGGAGUGAUCUUUGGGCACCUGCACAUCGACCAUGCCGGGAGUUUGGAGCACUUUAUGGGAACGGACGUGCCUAUAUACGUCCACGAACUCGAGUUCAAGCCUGCCUGCUGGGCUGUCGCUACCGGCGCUGACCGUGGUGUCUACCUCGCCGAAUACCUCAGCCCUUCAAGUCUCAAUUGGCAGACAUUUCAUGAAGCGUCAAUUGACCUGUUCCAAGGAAUCACUCUCCAUCAUGCGCCAGGUCAUACUCCGGGUCUUUGUAUCAUGCAGGUCAAUCUGGAACGAGACGGGACCAUUAUCUGCACGACGGACCAGUACCUCGUGAGACAGAACCACCUGGAGAAGAUGCCACAGGGCUGGCUGGCGCGGGAGCACAAUGACUGGGUCCGAAGCUCCGCGAUGGUCAAUCGGUUGCAGCGACUUUUUAACGCAAGGUUGUUGUAUGGUCAUGACAAAGAGGUGGCUGAGGCUAUGAUCCGGGAAAAGGAAUUCUUCCUCUAG
Messenger RNA from Aspergillus japonicus CBS 114.51, 609 nucleotides. Its product is annotated as Metallo-hydrolase/oxidoreductase. The coding region runs from base 1 to 609 and encodes 202 amino acids. The record is from RefSeq and is a predicted model, not a curated record. The transcript has 3 exons. Lineage: Eukaryota; Fungi; Ascomycota; Eurotiomycetes; Eurotiales; Aspergillaceae.